Molecule: messenger RNA, 765 nt
Organism: Aptenodytes forsteri (emperor penguin)
Lineage: Eukaryota; Metazoa; Chordata; Aves; Sphenisciformes; Spheniscidae
Product: keratinocyte proline-rich protein-like
Exons: 1
Coding region: 1-765 (254 amino acids)
Source: RefSeq, a predicted model, not a curated record
AUGUCUUUGAAUCAAAUGCAAAUCAAGCAGGAAAUCAGCCUCCCACCUGGCCUGAGCAAAACGAUUUCAAAGCAAAGCCAAGAGCCUGUGCCGUGCACUGAGCCGGUCCCAUGUCCACAGCAGCAACCUGAAGUCCAAGUCCCAACACCUUGCCCGGAACCAGUCCCAGUAGUAGUGGUACCAUGCCCAGAAAAAACAGUGCCAUUGCCAACACCGGUGGUGGAACCAGGCAAGGGAGAAACACCAGUGGUCGUAAUACUCAAGUGUCCACCCCAGGAACAGCAGCAGCAACAGCAAUGCAAGCUACCACCAGCUUUCCCACCUAUACCAUGCCCUGAGCCUGUUCCAUGCCCCGAAGAGAAAUCAGCAUACAAAGAGCUGCCUGUGCCAGCCCCUGUUCCGUGCCCUGAACCCACACCAUGUGCCCAAGAAAAGCAGCAGUGCGAGGAGACUCCUGUGCCAAUCCCUGUUCCAUGCCCUGAACCUGCACCGUGUCCUCAGGAGGAGCAGCAAUGCAAGGAGAUCCCUGUGCCAAUCCCUGUUCCAUGCCCUGAAACUGCACCGUGUCCCCAGGAGAAGCAGGAGUGCAAGGAGAUCCCUGUGCCCACCCCGUGCCCUCCAGAGAAGCAGGACUGCAAGGAGAUCCCCAUGCCAACCCCUGCUCCCUGCCCUGAGCCAGUGAAAUGCUUCCUUCCAGAGAAUUGUCCUCCCAUCGAGCAGCAGCAGGUGAAGCAGCCCAACCAGUGGCCACCCAUGCAGAAGUAA